AUUUACAGGUUCAAAUUGAACAGAAUUUUUUUUUAACCAAAGUAUUUAAGAUUUGGCUAAUUUCCGGAUUUGCAAAGUUUUCGCCAGGAUAAGUAUGUCAUUAAAUUUGUACAAACAAGCUACUCCAAAAUUGCUUUCCAUGCGACACUUACAAACACAGAGAAAACGAAGUCUUUCAACUUUUAUAAAACGGAAUGGAAAAUUGUUGUGUGGAACAACGGCAGUAGUUGUGGGUGCAGCAUGUGCAACAGGCUUCUUGCUACAUCAGUGUGCCAAAGCAUCUGAUGAUGAGCUUCACACCCCACACUAUCCGUGGCAACAUCGUCCUAUUCUUAAAACACUGGAUGCUGCCAGUGUCAGGAGAGGUUAUGAGGUCUACAGACAAGUAUGUGCAGCUUGUCACAGCAUGGAGUAUCUUGCAUUUCGUAACUUAGUUGGUGUCUCGCACACAGAAGAAGAGGCGAAGGCACUUGCUGCUCAGGCACAAAUUCUGGAUGGGCCAAAUGAGUUAGGAAAAAUGUUUAAAAGACCAGGAAGGCUGUCAGAUUAUUUUCCAAAGCCAUAUGCCAAUGAUGAUGAAGCUCGAGCAGCAAAUAAUGGCGCACUUCCACCAGAUCUUAGCUUUAUUGUUUUAGGUCGUCAUGGUGAAGAAGAUUACAUUUACUCUCUGCUCACUGGAUAUUACGACCCGCCAGCUGGUGUUACAAUUGGAGAAGAUCAACAUUAUAAUGCCUACUUUCCUGGUCAGGCAAUAGGAAUGGCUCAAGCUCUGUAUAACGAGAUUAUUGAAUAUGAAGAUGGAACACCAGCAGUUCAAAGCCAACUUGCGAAAGAUGUUAGUACAUUUCUACGUUGGGCAGCAGAACCCCAUCAUGAUACAAGAAAAUUGUCUGGUUUUCGGGUUGCCUGCUUUGGUCUACUUUUCCUCCCCCUUUUCUGGUUCCAGAAAAAACGUAUUUUUAGCUUGGUUAAGAGCAAGAAAAUCGCAUUCAAAGGUUAAAACUUUUUAAGAACAUAUAGAUUAACUUAUGGAACAGUUCAAUUUUUCUUUUAUGCCAACAUUAUAGUUAUUAAAGUUCACUGGUUCUAAAACUUUUAAAUAUUUAAAUUCGAACCUGUGUUACAAACAUGGUGCGUGAGUGUUCAAAUUGUUGAAAUGUAUGGAGUUAAUUUAUAUGUGAAAUGUAUGUUAAUUGGCACAAUAUAAAAUAUUUUAAAGUUGAUUCAUUGUAAUUGUCAGUUGGUAUUUUUCAUUUAG
Messenger RNA from Ciona intestinalis (vase tunicate), 1258 nucleotides. Its product is annotated as cytochrome c1, heme protein, mitochondrial. The record is from RefSeq and is a predicted model, not a curated record. Gene Ontology annotation, molecular function: electron transfer activity; heme binding. NCBI's taxonomy places the organism in Eukaryota, Metazoa, Chordata, Ascidiacea, Phlebobranchia, Cionidae. Gene Ontology annotation, biological process: mitochondrial electron transport, ubiquinol to cytochrome c. Gene Ontology annotation, cellular component: respiratory chain complex III.